Messenger RNA from Pseudophryne corroboree (corroboree frog), 392 nucleotides. RefSeq lists its product as uncharacterized. NCBI's taxonomy places the organism in Eukaryota, Metazoa, Chordata, Amphibia, Anura, Myobatrachidae. The transcript has 6 exons. Bases 1 to 330 code for a protein of 109 amino acids. The record is from RefSeq and is a predicted model, not a curated record.
AUGAUUUACAUGCAUUCCCCCAUACUACCAGAGGAGGAAUCUGAGGAUGGGGAGUGGCCUGAGACUCCUCCACUACCAUCAACGCCUGUAGAAGAGGUAGACCUCCAAGGCCUCCAGGAGGGCGAGGGCCAAACAUGGUCUCCAGGACCCCCCAGCACUCCCGCUACUACCACCACCCGACCACCCACCCACCCACUUCAUGAUGCUGGCACAUCUGUACCGUCAAUAAUCCCGCCACAGCCAGAAUCUGGCAAUCCACCUCCUCCCGAACUCCGAAGACUAAUGUCAGUGGCAAACACCCUGUUUGCCUACAUUUAUCGUUCUUUGUAAAAAAUAUUUAUUAUUACUGUACAGUAUUUGUUGUUGUUCAUUUAGUGUAUUACAGUACAUCU